Molecule: messenger RNA, 2643 nt
Organism: Oreochromis niloticus (Nile tilapia)
Lineage: Eukaryota; Metazoa; Chordata; Actinopteri; Cichliformes; Cichlidae
Gene: tdh2
Product: L-threonine dehydrogenase 2
Exons: 6
Coding region: 791-1813 (340 amino acids)
Biological process (GO): L-threonine catabolic process
Molecular function (GO): L-threonine 3-dehydrogenase activity
Source: RefSeq, a predicted model, not a curated record
UAGAUUUACAUUUAAUAGACUGAAGCAGGAGUACCUCUACAGCUCCUCAUUCAUCACUAUGAACAGGCAUAUUUCACCAACAUGUCUAACUGAUUCCUUCAAUACUCUCUCCUCUGUAUUUAACAGCUUUAAAACUUGCCAAAGCUUUGUUAUUUUCCAGUGUUUAGCAUAAUUGCAAAGGGAUAAUUAUUUCAUCAUAUGUAUUCGCUCAUAAAUAUUAUGAAUAGAAGUCGGCUGUAUAACAGACACACCUCCCAGUCCUGUUAAGCUCAGCUAAACACUCUUCACAAUGCAAAUCCCUGUGCACAGCAAGUCAGCAUGUUUGCGCACACGUUGCUUUGCACGCUGGAGACUGUAGUCCUGCUCAGUCAAGAGCCACAAGCCCUGGUGAUUACACAAAGUGGAGAAGAACCACAUAGCCCAGCAUGACUUACUGCACCUGCUUAUUUAUCCAGCAGUGACUGGGUGAACUGAAACGGUGACCAAUGGGCUGGUAAUCUUUUUGAUUCUGACCCCUAAAUGCUGUCUAAUCAGCUCUUAUUUUAUAGUUUAGUUUAGUGGAAAAGUUGUGAAUUCACUGUUACAUCUGCUGCUUGUGGAACAAGACUCAUCUGCCUGGGAUUUUUUUUUUUUUAAAUCGUCAAGACACAGGUAAUACAUUUUCCCCUUUUUUUAAAAAAAUUUCGAAACAUCUUGUUUGUGCCCAGGUGUCAUUCACGAGAUUUUAAAGGGUUCGGUGUAAUAUAUCUGCUUAAGUUUGGUGUCACUUUAUCAAGGACUGCUCCUGGACAUGAAACCGGGUGUGCGGGUCUGUGUGCCCUCUGCGGCGGUCCUGGGCCUGUUUUGCCGAGGCUGUCUCAGCAGGUCACGGAGCUGGCCCGGCCGCAGCUUCAGUUCUUUGCCCAGGCAGAUGAGCAGGUGGAACAGCCAGGACACCUGCAGCCCCCCAUCUCCUCAGGAAAACGUGCGCGUGCUCAUCACAGGCCCGUUUGUAUACGCUGAUGUUUUGGACUACAAACACCUCCGAGAACUUAUUGUAAAUAACCGCAUCACUUGGCUGGUCCACUACAGCGCUCUGCUUAGUGCUGUGGGUGAGGCUAAUGUGGCUUUGGCACGAAAGAUCAACAUCACAGGCCUACAUAAUGUGCUGGACUUGGCCUUAGAGAACUGUUUGCGCCUCUUUGUCCCCAGCACUAUUGGGGCAUUUGGUCCCUCUUCUCCACGUGACCCGGCCCCUGACCUCUGUGUUCAAAGACCUCGAACCAUCUACGGCGUGUCUAAAGUGCAUGGUGAACUGAUGGGGGAGUAUCUCCAUCAUAAAUAUGGCUUGGACUUCCGCUGCCUGCGUUACCCUGGAGUGAUAUCAGUUAACACGCCUCCUGGUGGUGGAACUACAGACUACGCAGUUCAGAUCUUCCAUGAUGCUCUCAGCACGGGUCACCAUGAGUGCUACCUGCGACCCGACACCCGUCUUCCCAUGAUGCAUAUCUCUGACUGCCACCGUGCCACGGUAGAGUUCAUGCAGGCUCCAGAGUGCCAGCUGUCACUGCGCACCUACAACAUAGCUGCCAUGAGCUUCACCCCUGAAGAGGUGGCCCAAGAAAUCCGCAAGCAUCUCCCUCACCUCAAGGUCACCUACAAUCCCGACACUGUCCGCCAGACCAUUGCAGACAGCUGGCCUGUGAGAUUUGAUGACACCAAUGCCAGGAGAGACUGGGGCUGGGCGCCAGCCUUCGGGCUUGAGGAGCUGGUGUCGGACAUGCUCCGCUCCAUCCGAGACAAGAGGACCAACGAGGGUUUGCCAGUCAGCUAGCAAAACCUGCUGCAUCAAGACUAACCAAUGCCCUACCUACCACUAACUUUUCCUCAGUCUACAUUUACCAACAGCACACUUUGUUUUACUUCACUUUUACAAAUUGUCAACCAGUAUCAUCUGUUUGUCUGGAGCAUCGCUGCACCGUGCCAGGGACUGAUUGUAAAAUGGAAAUUCUCAGUCAUAACCUCUUUAUAUUCAGUGGAAAGUGAGAUGUCAAACACAUGUGCACCCACACACACACACACACAGACACACACACUUCAGUCUUUUCAGGGAAUCAGAUACUGUCAAACCUUCUCUUCAUCUUUGUGGUUUUUAUUGUUCUCAUGGUAUAAGCAUCACUUUACACAUGGGCAUGUUGCCUCAGGUGGAACAGAAAUAUUUCUUAAGCUUUAAAGAGUUUCAGAUGUUGAUCACAUGCAUGGGCACACCAGCGUGUUUCAGCGUCUGUUACAAUAUCUAAUACAAUAUGGACAAGUUCCACGUGUAGAACAACAAAUCUGUUGGACAUUUUGAAUCCAGGAUCAUCUGGAAUGACUGGCUCAGUUGACUUUGGACUGUAAUGAAAAAUCAUGUAUCCUGGCUGUUUUGUAAAGCACUCUUUUAUAAUAUAGACUAUCAAGUGAAACUCACAGUAUAUACAACCGCACUACCCUUGCCGUGGCACAGAACAGGAAGCCUUUACUUUUUUGCCAGCGGUGUGAUUACAAAUAUGAAUGAGUAACAGUAUCAAAUGAGGCCGUAUUUACUUAGGAAAACAAUAUAUUAAAAAAUGCUGUGUACUUUGAAUCAGACCUUUAACAAUAAAAAUAUUAUUUACCCAAAGA